Molecule: messenger RNA, 1833 nt
Organism: Poecile atricapillus (Black-capped chickadee)
Lineage: Eukaryota; Metazoa; Chordata; Aves; Passeriformes; Paridae
Gene: RNF152
Product: ring finger protein 152
Exons: 3
Coding region: 762-1373 (203 amino acids)
Biological process (GO): protein polyubiquitination; positive regulation of autophagy; apoptotic process
Cellular component (GO): lysosomal membrane; lysosome
Molecular function (GO): ubiquitin protein ligase activity
Source: RefSeq, a predicted model, not a curated record
UUUGACCAAAAUAAGGUCUUUGGAGGCAGGGAAUGUGGACGUGUCAAAGUUUGCAGAUAAAAAGAGGGAGCAGCACGGCUGGUGAUGUGAGAUGGAGCACGGAGCAGCAUGGCUGACUGGUGACAGUUUCUAAGGUAAAUGCUGUGGAAUGAUACCGUGCAACUAGGCUUCUUCUUUGUGAUCCACCACUGAUUUCUCAGCUGCCUGAGAGCCAGGACUGGUGUUCUGUCUGAUGUGUACUGUCGGGAUCAUCCAUAGCAGGUUCUCUUGCUGCCAGCAUGGAUCCCCUGGUGCUGGUUCAUAGGAUAUUACAGACUCAGUCACACUCACAGAUUCAGUCAACUUUAUUUUUUGUGGCUUUAUGCACCCAGGACUCUGUAUACCAAGAUGCUCAUCUGGGCGAGGGCUGGACUAAAGCUAAAGGAGCAGUGACAGCUUGCACUGGUUAAGACUUUGGCUAAAUUAAAAUAAUUUCCUUCUGCAUUAUUUCUGUGCAAUUGUGAAUACGAAUGGAAAGGAUAGUGGGUGUAGGCUGCCUGGCUUACAAGAAGGUUCCUGGAAAACAGGUAUUGAAAGUUUGAGGCCAGAGGUUUUCCUGUGCUCUCUGUAGCUGCUGCCCGGUGCUGUGCUGAGGAAAAGCAGACUUGGGAAGGCAGGUGCUGACCUGAGGAGAAGUGGUGGGAAGGCCGCUAUCCCUUGCCUACAGGGUGUCAGGGUGAGGGUCACCACAGGGCCUGCUGUGCUUCCCUGUGCCGGUCACCAUGGAGACCUUAUCCCAGGACUCUCUGCUGGAGUGCCAGAUUUGCUUCAACUACUACAGCCCCCGCCGACGGCCCAAGCUGCUGGACUGCAAGCACACCUGCUGUUCCGUGUGCCUGCAGCAGAUGAGGACCAGCCAGAAGGACCUGCGCUGCCCCUGGUGCCGUGGGAUCACCAAGCUGCCUCCGGGCUACUCCGUCUCGCAGCUGCCCGAUGACCCCGAGGUGAUCGCCGUCAUCGCGAUCCCCCACACCUCGGAGCACACCCCCGUCUUCAUCAAACUCCCCAGCAAUGGCUGCUACAUGCUGCCCUUGCCUCUCUCCAAGGAGCGGGCGCUGCUGCCGGGAGACAUUGGCUGCCGUCUCCUGCCCGGCAGCCAGCAGAAGUCCCUGACGGUGGUGACGAUCCCCGCAGAGCAGCAGCCGCUGCAGGGCGGCCUUCCCGCCGAGGCGGGGGCGGAGGAGCCGGACCGGAGAGGCGCUGUGAAAAGCUCCACCUGGUCAGGGGUGUGCACUGUGAUCCUGGUGGCCUGCGUCCUGGUCUUCCUCCUGGGCAUCGUCCUCCACAACAUGUCGUGCAUUUCCAAGCGCUUCACGGUGAUCUCCUGCGGCUGAGGCGGCAGGGGCUGCGCUCCCCCGGGGGUCAGGUUGGGUCGGUGGUGGUGGCGUUGAGCGAGACAAUUCCGUGCAGCUUUCCCCAGUGACUGCAGGACGCUGUGCAGCGGGGCAGCGGUGCCCGCCUGGCUGCGGCCCCCGCAGGGGUGGCAUCAGGCCUCUCGGCAGCCUGCGGAGAAAAUCACGUCCCGUGUCUGGCGGCAGUGGCACUGAGGAGGACUGCAUGUGUCACCGCAACCAUUUAUCAAAGGGACUGCAACUUCACAGUGAUCUUUUUUUAUGUGUUACGAGAUUAAAGACCUCUGUGUAGCUGGUUAUACUGUGAAGCAUACAGUAUGGGCUCUUCUUUAAACACAGUAUAUUAAAAUCAAAACUGCUCCACGUAGAAUUAAAUGAGAACUGGCUCACAACUCUACGAGGUGUUCAAUACCAGUCCACACAUGCAUUAUUUUUUAAUGAG